Messenger RNA from Danio aesculapii, 9474 nucleotides. RefSeq names its product carnitine palmitoyltransferase 1A2b (gene cpt1a2b). The record is from RefSeq and is a predicted model, not a curated record. Gene Ontology annotation, biological process: fatty acid metabolic process; carnitine metabolic process. Lineage: Eukaryota; Metazoa; Chordata; Actinopteri; Cypriniformes; Danionidae. The coding region runs from base 104 to 2446 and encodes 780 amino acids. The transcript is spliced from 19 exons. Gene Ontology annotation, molecular function: carnitine O-palmitoyltransferase activity. Gene Ontology annotation, cellular component: mitochondrion.
UUACCUCAGGUAUGUGUUGCAGCAAGUCAAAGUGUUGAGAUCGCAAAGUUUACAUCAGUUGGAAGAAGCUGUUCCCGAACUUACAUUCACAAAACUCACAGUGAUGGCUGAGGCUCACCAAGCAGUGGCGUUUCAGUUCACCAUCAGUCCUGAGGGGAUCAACCUGCAUCUGUCUUGCCAAGCCCUCAAUCAAAUCUACCUCUCCGGACUGCGAUCCUGGAAGAAGCGCAUCAGCAGGAUUAAGAACAGGAUCAUUAAGGGUGCUUAUCCAGCUAGCCCCUCCUCGUGGCUUUUUGUUGUCAUUGCAAUUCUAGCCACAAUGUACAUGCAGUCGGAUCCAUCUAUGGGUCUCAUCGCCAAAAUCCAGGAACACCUGCCCUAUAGUCUGUCAUUGAGUCCUCAGGGUCAGACCAUGCUGUCGGCGCUGCUGUUCAGUACUUUGCUGUGGAUGUCUCUCAUUCUGACUCUGAGGUUCUGCCUGAAGCUUCUCUUGUCCUACCACAGGUGGAUGUUUGAACAACAUGGUCAUAUGUCUACCAAGACCAAAGUGUGGGCGACCCUCGUGAAGUUGUUGUCUUCUAGAAAGCCAUUGCUGUACAGCUAUCAGACGUCAUUACCGCACCUGCCAGUACCUCCCAUUAAAGACACACUGGAAAGAUAUCUAGAAUCAGUCAAGCCACUGCUCGAUUCGGACGGUUUCCAGCGAAUGAGGAGACUGACAUCAGACUUUGAGAAAAGUCUUGGUAACCGCCUGCAGAGAUACCUCAGACUCAAAGCACUGUGGGCUACAAACUAUGUUAGUGACUGGUGGGAGGAGUAUGUUUACCUCCGGAGCCGGAGUCCAAUCAUGGUCAAUAGUAACUACUAUGGCAUGGACUUCCUGUAUGUGACUCCAACUCCUAAUCAGGCAGCUCGAGCUGGGAAUACGAUCACUGCCCUGUUCCUGUAUCGCCGAAAGGUCAACCGAGAGGAGCUAAAUCCUAGUCGUAUUCCUGGUACGGUCAUACCGCUGUGUGCAGCUCAGUGUGAGCGUAUGUUCAACACCACUCGAACGCCUGGAGAGGAGACUGAUGUGCUGCAGCACUGGCAGGACAGCGAGUUUGUUGCUGUUUAUCACAGAGGCCGUUACUUCAGAUUAUGGGUCUACCGAGCUGGACGAUUGCUCUCACCUAGGGAAAUCCAAUUUCAGAUUCAAAGGAUUUUGGAUGACCCCUCACUUCCUUCACCAGGAGAGGAGAAACUAGGAGCGCUAACAGCAGGAAGCCGGACACCCUGGGCUCGUGUGAGAAAGCAGUUCUUCAGCUCUGGAGUCAACAAGCAAUCACUAGACUGCAUUGAGAAAGCAGCAUUUUUUGUCACGCUUGAUGACCAAGCGGAAGGCAUGAAGGGGGAAAAUCCGUCUGAGAAUUUGGACCGAUAUGCCAAAUCCCUUCUUCAUGGAAAAUGCUACGACAGGUGGUUUGACAAGUCAUUUUCUGUCGUGGUGUAUAAGAAUGGAAAGAAUGGGCUGAAUGCAGAACAUUCUUGGGCCGAUGCACCCAUAGUAGCCCACCUGUGGGAGUUCACUCUCGCCACAGACACAUUUCACUUGGGUUACAACUCCGAUGGAAAUUGCAGGGGAGAUGUAGACCACUCUUUACCACAUCCUCACCGCUUGAGCUGGGACAUACCAUUGGAGGUUCAGACUCAGAUAUCAGAGUCUCUUGCUGUUGCUCAAGCGCUGGCUGAUGAAGUGGACUGUCAUGUUUUUCCCUUCAGAAAGUUUGGCAAAGGCCACAUCAAGAAAAUGAAACUAAGCCCAGAUUCAUUCGUGCAGCUGGCCCUGCAGCUGGCCUAUUUCAGGGAUAGAGGGACUUUCUGUCUGACAUACGAAGCUUCCAUGACGCGUCUGUUUCGUGAGGGCCGCACUGAAACAGUACGCUCCUGCUCCAAUGAAAGUUGUGCUUUUGUCCUUGCACUGGAAGGAGGAGAGGACAGAGAACAAUGCAGAAAGCUCCUCCGUAAAACUGCUGAGAAGCAUCAGAACCUCUACCGCUUGGCCAUGACUGGAUCUGGCAUUGAUAGACACCUCUUCUGCCUAUAUGUAGUCUCAAAAUACCUGGGGGUAGAGUCUCCUUUUCUUAAAGAGGUUUUGUCUGAGCCCUGGCGCCUCUCUACAUCUCAGACACCUGUGCAACAGAUGGAGCUGUUUGAUCUGGUCAACCACCCAGAGUUCAUCUCCCUGGGGGGAGGCUUUGGUCCUGUGGCUGAUGACGGCUACGGUGUGUCUUACAUCAUCAUGGGAGAGGACAUGAUCAACUUCCAUGUGUCUUGCAAGCACUCCUGCAAAGAGACUGACUCUCAUAAAUUUGGCUGUCAGGUCAGUCAAGCCAUGGUGGAUCUUAUGACCCUGCUAAACCCCGACUUCAAAGACACGACAAAAGCCAACUCGGAUGAACAGACUUAAAACUGGUUUCUAUUCAUGUCUUUUAUGAUAUAUGCAGCUAUGUCAGUAUCAAUGGGAGAAACAAAUGUAUCUAAAAUCUCGAAUGUGUCUACAUAUAGUGCCCAGCAUAAAUGAGUACAUCCCAAACAGAUCUCUCUUUUAAAUUAAUAUUUAUAUAGGGCACUAUGCAAUAAUGUAUUUGUGUAUAUACCAGUGUUGAUUUUGUUGGCGAAAUAUUUUCGGCAUAAUUUUCGUGACGAGCUAGUUUCUACCGACGAAAACUAGACGAAAGCUAAAUAAAAAUUAAGUGAUGAUAAUGACAACUAUAAUAAAAAUAUACUGACAAUUUCCUUGACUAAUAAAAAUGAGACAAGAAAGUGACCGAGGGAGGUUUUUUGGAAAAUAACCAAUGAGAAUUAAUCUUGGUGUGUGAUGCAUGAUGCACACACGCACAUUUGAAAAGUAACUGGUCAACAGUAGACGCAGGAUGCGAGUACAUCAUAUUCCAUAGGGGGGUCUGUCAGAUUAAACUGUACUAAAAUGGCAACAGCUGAGAGAAAAUGAAGAUUCACUUUAGAUGUCAAGACAAAAAAAAGUAAACUGUAUGGGGAGGAAAUAGCUGAUAAAAACAACAAAAAUAAAGCGACAUCAGCAUACUAGGGAAUCAUCCCUAAAUUCACACAAAGGUAAACUCUUUUUUUUAUCUUACCUGAGUGUGCGCUUUUGCUUAACUGAAAUGGAAUAGCUUCUCACUAGAGUAGAUUUAAUCAACUAAAAUCUUAUAAAAUUUAGUUGACUAAAACUAGACUAAAACUAAAAAGAUUCAGAAGACUAAAAUAUGACUAAACUAAAAUGGAAUUUUUGCCAAAAGUACGAUGGCCGAGAGAGCUUAAUGCGCUGCAAUGUAAGAAAGCACAUGCAAUUACAAAAAACACCUGCAAAUUAAGAAACGAUCUUCGACAAUUUGACAGCACACAUGUUGCAUUUUCUCACAACACAAACAACUUAAGAAACGCAGAGCAUUUAGUCACAACACAAACAUUAAUAAAACGCGCUGUAUUUUACAAACAUUAAUAAAACGUGCUGCAUUUCACACACAACACAACAGAAAUGUUUCAAGGAGACCCUAAAACGUGACGGAGCCUGGUUAUGGAGGUUAUGGUUAUUUAGGCUAAUAAAUACUAAAGACACAGGUAUCGGGUAAAAAACAAACAAAAUCUGCCACGUUGGUGGGUCGCAUUGAAUCAUUUGCGUUGUGUUCCGUUCUUUUUGUGUUGUGUGAAAUGCAACUCGUUUUAUUAAUGUUUGUGUUGUGUGUGAAAUGCAGCGGAUUGUAUGAGUAAGUUUGCAUUGUGAGGAUUUGCAGCAGGUGUGCUGUCAAACGGAUGAAGAUCUUUUCUUAAUUUGCUGUUUUUUUUGUAAUUGCGUGUGUUUUCUUAAAUUGCAGCAAGUUAAGCUCUCUCGGCCACCGUACAAAAGACUAUAACUAAAAUCAAAAUUUGCUGUCAAAAUUAACACUGGUAUAUAGAUCAGAUUAGUCAGUACCAAAGCCAAAACUAGAGAUAAUUAAACAAAAUAACUUAAGAUUUGUUUUGCUUUAUUUAUAUAGCACAUUUAAAAAACAAAUGUUGACCAAAGUACUUUACAAAAAAAACAACACACAAAAUCUAUAUUUACGAUAAAAUUAAGUACAAUAAAUUGCAAGAGACAGAAGAUGAUUUUUUAAAAUGAGAUUUAAAAGCAUCAAGAGGAGAGCAUGAUCUUAUGUAUAAAGGUAAACCACUCCAGAAAAGGGCUGCAACAGAAAAAGCCCUGAAAAAAAAGCCUCCUUUUGAUUUUUAUCGAGUCUUGAAGACAACUAGCUGAAAUUGGUACGCGGACCAAAAGGGACCUUGAUUUGUAUGCCAGUAAAGAAACCCACCAGGUGUCAGACUAUUCAGACUAACAACUUGUUCUGAAUUAUAAAUUUGACUGGGAACCCAUGAAGGAACGGUAAUACUGGUAAAAUGCUAGCAAAUUUCUUAGUCCCAGUUAAAAACCUAGUGGAUGCAUUUUGAAACAUCUAAAGGAAUGAAUACACUGAAUUGCAAUAAUCCAAUCUGGACAUAAUAUUCCUUAAUUGAUAGAAACCACUUCUGACUAGAGAAUGAAUGUGCUUGUAACUGGCUUCUGAAAGAUAGCAGCCAAGGGAAGUACAUAAAUGGGAAAUAGAGCUAGGCCCAAAAUUAUUAUGAUUGGUAAAUCCAGAUGCCUAAAACAAAAUGGCAUAACACCACUCAGCAAACUAGAAUGUACUAUUAUUGAUAAAAGAUCUAAGCCAACCACCACCAAUACCUGAAUAAGAAGACACGGAUGGAUAAUAUUCAAAAACACUGUUGUAACCAAUGUUUGAUCGGUUUAAAUUUAUUUUAAAAGUCUGCUAGGGCGUCACGGUGGCACAGUGGGUAGCAAGAAGGUUGCCGGCUGGGCCAGUUGCCAUUUCUGUGUGGAGUUUGCAUGUUCUCCAUGUAUUCGUGUAGGUUUCCUCCGGGUGCUCUGGUUUCCCCCACAGUCCAAAGACAUGCGCUAUAGGUGAAUCGAAUAAGCUAAAUUGGCCGGAGUGUAUGCAUGUAAAAGAGUGUGUAUGGAUGUUUCCCAGUGAUGGGUUGCAGCUGGAAGGGCAUCCGCUGUGUAAAACAUAUGCUCGAUAAGUUAGCUGUUCAUUCCGUUGUGGCGAUCUCUGAUUAAUAAAUGGACUAAGCCAAAAAGAAAAUGAAUGAAUGAAUGAAUGAAUGAAUGAAUGAUAAGUGUGCAAAUGAAGCAGCUCUAAGAGCCUCAGUUUUACUAACAAAAAACUUUUCACAUGUUGUCAAAAAUAGCAAAUAGCAACCAGUUGUAAUCUCAGUGUUUAAGGCUGAAUUAAUUGUUUUCAAUAGAAUUCUGUGGUUAUUUGGAGACUUUCUAAUAAGAUCAGAAAAAUAUAGUUUUUUUUUCCAGCUUUUACUGCCUUCUUAUAUUUAAUUAUAAUGUCUUUCACUAUAUGAUAAAGCACCUGUAGCUUAGUCUUCUUCCCUUUUCUCUCAGCUUGAUAAUUGUUGAAUGCUACAGGUAUCACUACUAUCUACAGCCACGAUUGCUGUUUGGCUUUAGGACUUUAAAGGAACACACAAGUCAAUGAUGCCAUUACAGGUGGAAUUAAAUAUCGACAUUUACUCUAACUAAUAGAACUAAUGCAGCCUUUAGAAAAUCACUGGUCGUUGAGGAUUUCAAGCAAUGAACACAGUGGUGUGAUGGCUUAUUAUUUAGAAAGGGACUGGAAAUUGAAAUAUUAAAAACGACUGGAUUAUGGAUCUGGAUCAGAAAGACAACCAUCUUCAAUGUCUAUAUUUGAAAUUGGGAUGCCUGAAGAUCUAAACUGCGGCCAAAUGUGUAGUGUAGGCUUUAAGACAAAUUGAAUUUGAUUAAAUGAACCAAAUAAUACGCAGAAAUUCCUUUCAUAUAGGCUGUUUAGGACAGCGGAUAUGCAAAUUAAAAUCACCAAGUAUUAAAAUCUUCUCAAAACUUGGUGCAAUUGUAAUUAAAAACUCUGAAAACUCGUGAAUAAACAUUUUGUUAUAUUUUGGGGGUCUGAAUAUGAGUGCACAAAUAACCGAACAAUAGGAGCCUGUAACUCAAAACUAGAGUAGUCCUCAACUGCCAGUGGAUGACAUAUUAUUAAACAUUGUAGUGACUCUACCACCCUUACCAGAUGAUGACCUUAUAGUAGAAGUUAAAGUCACUCUGAGAUACUGUACUUCCAAUAAGCAGUCAGUCAAGUUUCUGUAAUGACAAAAUGUUCUCAUGGCCUUGAUCUGAUAACAAAUCACAGCUUAUGUUUUUCACCGCUGCCAAAACUUCAGGUAGUCUUUUAAAUCUCACCAACACAUCAAGAUUACAGUCCACAAAAUAGUACGCACAUAUAUGAAAAAUGUAGAAGUUUAUUUCUAAAUUUAGUAGUUUGUAAUUUGUCUUUUUUGUUAUAACAUUUUGUAAGAUUGGGUUUUAAAACCACAGCGGUUCGAACUGUAGUUCUGCCGAAUGGGCAGUAUUAAUAGCUAUAAAUGUGGGAGAGCGUUGAUAUUAUGUGAUUGUAUUGUAUUGCAAUAUGGAGCAAUUAAGUGUUGAUGUUAAAUCAAAAGUAAUUCACAAAUACUUGAAAAUGAGAUGAUUCAAUGACAAUAAUUCUCUAUGGUUACAACUGAAUUAGUUACAAAAUAAUUGUAUAAAAUGAUAAAAUAUGGAAUGAUAAAACAUAUGAUAUAAAUUGUACCCAGCUUAAAUGUAAAAUUAAAGUUACCAGAGGUAGAAGGGGAGACACAGGAGGAGGGAGAGAGAGACAAAGAGAGCAGGCCCAGAAGUUAGCCUGAUUGCAGUAGAGUCAGAGAAGAUAGACUCCAGAGAAGGAGAGGAGCAGAGGAGGAAAGCAGACCAGGAAAAGACAGGUCAGGAAAAGAAAAGAGACAGAGCAGCGUUUUACCAUCUAUUUUGUAUCUUUCUUGACCAUGUGACUAAAGCCCAAAUGUUGAGACAUUCAAACUGACCAAUCAACAUGUGACCACAUCGUAAAACCCCCAAAGUCCACACACCAGGCCCUGAUCUUAUCAGUAUCUGCCUUUGGAGCCAGUAUGGACCUUCUUGAGUCAAAAAUACAUGUUUUGUCAUGUAAACAAACGCAUAUAAUAAUUUAGCCUCUUACAAAUUGAAUUUAAAUGUAUUAUUUUUCUAUUCCUCCUGAUGUUUAGUUUAUUUGACUUACUAUAACUGUUUAAAGGGCACCUGUGAUGAAAAUCAUCUUUUGGAAGCUGUUUGGACAGAACUGUGUGUAGUUAUAGUGUGUCAACAGUCAUAUUGGAGUGAUAUAAAGACAAUAAGCCUCUUUUUUUAAAUUCCUGACAUUAAAAUAGAAUCCAAAUUCCUCCCAUUUUAAGGCCCACAGCAGCGUGACAUAAGAGUGUGGUUUCCCCGCCCACCAAAUUAAUUGACAUGUCUCUGUAGUAACCCGUAUAAUCAUAUCAACAAGGCAGGACGUGCACAAAGCAACUGGGAUUAAAAGAUCUGUUCAGCUCUCUGUGAUCAUCAGUCAUCAUCAAAUGUGAUCAAUAAUGAGUUUUACAAGUUUAAAAAGUUUUUAAAACAGAGCAUGUUUGUAGUAAAUUAAAGACAGUAAAAUCAGUAUGUAAUUAAUCAGCACAGCUGCAGUGUCAGUACAAUUAUAAAAGAAGACUCUUCAAUCCCGGUUUGUGGCGUUAAAUCAGGUUUAUUUUGUACAUUAACAUAACAGAUAUCCAUACAGCAGUGGAUAUUGUGUAUACUGUCAUAUUUGCCGUGCAAAAACAGUGGAAAGUUAAACAAGCAUGCUGCGUGUAUGUGUGUGUCUGUGUGUGCAUUAACUUUGUAACGAUGUUGUGUGUGACUCAUCGUUGCAGGAAGACUUGAAUUAACUCCACAACAAAUACAUUGGUAAAGUUCUUACUGUAGUACCUCUCACAAACGUUACGUGAGAUCUGCUUCCUUCAUGUCUGUCACUGUGCUGUUUAUCUGAUGCAGCCAAGGCGGAGAUUGAGGCACAGUCUGACAGGCACGUGGGAAGAAUGGGUGGGGAGAACUAGCUCAUUUGCAUUAAAGGCACAGGCUACACUGUGUUCAGAGCAGAACAUUCCAAUAUUCUGAAAGGUAUAAUAAAUAAUCUGACGGGUGUUUUGAGCUGAAACUUUACAGACACAUUCUGGAGACACAAAAUACUUAUCUUAAAUCUUGAAAAGGGGGUAAAAUAGGUGCUCUUUAAUAAAUCUAUUUUGUUUAAGUGUACGGAAAUGUAUUGUCUGUGUUCACUGACAAGUGGAAAUGUUCAUUUUAAAAGGGGAUGUCCUCAUUUAUGCUGUGCACUGUAUACUGCAGCACAAAAUUACAUGUUUUGAAGAAUCAUUUUUAUUUGUUUGCAUGAACAUAUAAGGUCUCUAGUGUCUGUAGGAAGUGCUGGUAGUUUCAGCUUUGCUGGUAGUUAUGGCUUUGAAGGGUGUAGCAGGCUUUGCAAUAUGUUGUGAUAUUUUGGUAGCACUUUACAAAAGCAUGUUUUAGUCAAUGAACAAUGAACGACGCAUGUGUUACAGUAUUUCUUCAUGUUAGUUACUGUAGUUAAUGAAAAUACAGUUGUUCAUUGUUAGUUCAUGCUAACUCGUAGUGCAUCAACUAACAUUAACUAAUGAAACCUUAUUGUAAAGUGGCACCGAUAUUUUUGUAUUAUAAAUGAUCAUUUUUCCUGUAGUUGUUAUGUAAAAUCUAUAUUGUGUCCUUUAAAUUAAUUAUGUCAGGGAGGGAUUUUGUUGUUGUGUUCACUGUCAGAUAAAAUACAAAAUGGUAACUUUAGUGCUUACAGGGACAUAUUUGUGCCCUAUACCCCUACAAAGUGCAUAUUAAUACUUUACAGCAGAAAUAUAUACCCUAUAGUAUGUGCCCUCAAGGCACUAAUAUCAAACUUUUAAGGGUAAAUAAGGCAUAAAGUUGUUGCCUAAAAGGAUGUUGUCCGAUUAUCAAUCGGGUCUAAAUGAUCUGUCAUUCUUAUAUUGUGACUUAAUCUGAAAAGAUUAUUCUGCUGGAUUCCUCCACGCUUGAUUUAAGAUAGUUUGAGAAAUGGAUGAGUUUGUUUUUGGAAUAUCAGACAUAAAAUGUGCCUAGAACUUAAUUUCUAUUCUGGUGUAGUAUGGUGCAUGAAUCUCUUGCAUGAUGUUUAAUAGAUCAAUUUGGUAUUAUUACUAAAAGGCAUUAUGCUAAAGUGAUAAAUACUAAUUAACUUGACUUUUUUAUUAUAUAUUUUAAGUAAUUUGUAAUAAAUAAUUCAUAAUAAUUCUUGGGGUUGAAUUACAUCAUAAUAUAUACUGUGCAUGGUGCAAAAUAUUACAAAAAAUUUGUACAGAUUUUCUAAAUUGAACUACAUUUUCUGGCUUGAAUGUGACACUUGUGAAUUAUGUGUUGACAACAUGGGGAAAUGAAAGUCUUCAUAUUGCUAUGAAAUAUUAAAUAUUUGUGACAUA